GGCGGGCCGAGCUGAGGAGCGGCGGCAAAGUCCCGAUUCGGCUGCUAAAGAAGCAGUAGCUUCGGUUUUUAAUUCCCAAGGUCAAAUGCGAGAGAGAUAAUUUUCUGACUAUCUCGACACGUAGCUUAUAUUUCAAACUCUUCUAUUUGAAGAACUCCUGGUGAUCGACGUUCCUUUGGCGAUAAGGCACGAGCUUGCUUCCCUGAGCGCUGCCCUACUCUGUUCUCACACUUCUGCAGUACGCCGUUCCCCUGUAGGUAGGUGACGGCUAUGGAAGUCCUGUAGUGUUCCGAGGGGCCGUAACGUGAGCCUCACGGCCUGUGGCGGCGCUCCUCGGUGUUUCUGGGAGUGUGUAAAAGAAGGAUGUAAACAGUAAAUGUUGCGAUAAGUAGCAGGAACGUACUUCCCAUUUUGCACGCUGCCUGUAUAAAGACACUUGAUCUAUUUCCUGUUCCUGUGUGUUUCCUCAGGUUGGUUCUCUAUUUGUUUGUUAUGCACUUAAGAUUCCUUUUCAGAGAUAGAAAUAGCAUGAGCAUAGCAAUAGUAUGAUUAUAAUAACUGUUAAUAACUAUAAUAAUGUAUGUUAAAGUAACUAUUUUCAGCAUCGGGUCAACGUGAUGGGACCAAGCAAGCCACCUUUGUCUGGUGCUCCAUUUACACCCACUACCCAGCUGUACAGGAAUGAAGCAAAGUCUUUACGAACACAGCUCCAGUUUAAUAGAAAUGUUCCAGCAGUUCCGGAAAACUUAUCUCUCAGAUUCUCUAACCCCCAUCCAAUUAUAAUAGAAAAACUGAAGUCAUCUAACAAUCAGAGAAAUCUAGGUGGAAGUGAUGACCCCAGUGUAAGAAGCUCUGGUAUGUUUUCAGUGAUAUCUGAAGAGAGACUAAAAUUGGCUAUUCAUCUAGCUAAAAGGGACAUAAAACGAAGGCAUCUUGAAGAGCAAGUGAAACAACAGGUGUUUGGAGAUGCUGUCAAUAAAUCAUUGUUAGCCCAGAAGUCACAAGAGCAGAUAAACAAAGUGUCUGAAAGUCUGGAAAAGAAAAUUGGGCUUGAGUCUCAAACUCAGCUGAAAUAUCACCAGAAACUUGUUGAGCCUUCCAAAAUGAAGACUACCACCUCUGGUACAAAAGUAUAUCUCUACACACCAAAUGAGGGAAUGCUAAUACCAGCUGUUUUAGGCUCUUCGCUCACCCAUAAUACAAGACCAGACCCCAAGACAACCGUUAAAAUAAAGGAAAAUAAAAAUAUUAUUGAAAUCCAACGGCUGAAAAAAGAAUUAAGAAGUUGUGUCCAGAAAAUUGAAGACCUAACUAAAAAAGAGAGAGAUGAAGAAAACUUAGAUGCUGAUGAACAGCAACAAGUUUGCACUCAAAGGCAGAAGCAAGCUGCGCAAUCGGCUCAGAUGCUGUAUGUACUCCAGCAACAGGUGAAAAAAAUUCAGGAUGACUUAGAAAAACUGAGUCCUUAUAAAAUCAAACAUACUAAAAAGUCUCGAGCAGUGUCCAAAUUGGCAGCAGCACAUAGAGGAGCUAUACGAGCCUUGCAGGCAUUUGCCAACCAGUUUACUGAUCAAACAGGGCAAUGGGUUCCUACCUGCUACAAGGAGCUGGGCAGCCUCAUUCGACAGCUGUCACUCUGUUCUGCCAAACUUGAACUAGAUUCUUCAACUUCUGAUGUUAUAAUAGAUAUUUUGAUGCAAGUUGAGGAUCUGAUUUCACUAUUGGAAAAGAAACAAACUCCCAAAAAAGUGAAGGAAUGUCUUUCAGCAUCACAUGGCGAAUCUUCAGUGAACACUGUGACGUUUCCAGCCAGAAAGCAGCUAAUAACUCCAAAAGGAGAAAAUAAGCCUCUCAUCUUAAAAAAACAACGUAGACAAGGACCCAGAAAAUCUCCAGCUGCCAGAGGUCUCUUGAUUGAUAAACAUCAAUACGUUGCAAAAAUUUCAGCAGUUCAGAAGAUGAACGAUCACACUCAUAUGUUGCAUGAUAAAUUCCAGGACGCAAAUGAUCUUCCUGCUCCACAAAGAAAUACUGUUUUACAGGGAAGCCUAGAGGCACUAGUGAGAUCUAGAGCUGUAAAAAAAGAUCCUAUCCUUCAAAGUGGCUCUUUAAAGAAGAAAGACAUGUUAUUAUCUGCAGAAUCACAGGGCAUGCCUAAAUCUCUGAAACCAAGGCAGGUGCAGCCUCCAGGAAAGCAUGCUCGAUUUCAAGAAACAACUAUAGCUUUUCAGUUAAAAGAGAACAAACGAUUUGUUAAGGAGAGCAGCAUGCCCUGGGUGCCUUCAAACUCUGCGUUACCUCCUGCUUCACCUAAACGACUAGCAUGGCGUGAAGCAGAAGCUUCAAGAAGAACGAAAGUUCUGACUGAUCUUAACAGAAGAGAAAUGAAAAAAGGACAAAAGUUAAGGUUGCAAGCUGCUUCUCCACCUCAGUGUGCAGACAAAGUUGACAAAGCAGUAUGUGAGCACCUAGAACUUCCAUUGGAUAGGGCACAGCAGAUCAAUAUUUCCUUGGAAGCAAACUGUCAUUUGAAGGAUCCUUCAAUUACAAGACAGCUUUCAACUCACGCAGCUGAGAAGGUUGCAGCAAGUGCAGAUAUUCUGAGUGAAAAGGUACUGGAUGAUCUUUUGGAAGAUACUGCUCAGGAACUCUGGAAUAUGGAGCAGUGCGAGAGACUUCAGGCUGAGAAUCUGUUUGUGGCUGAUGGUCCUAGUCUGGAAACAAUGUUGCAAAGAAUGGAAGAAAUUGAAAGAUAUCAGGAAACUGUAUGCAGGAGAUUCACCCAGAUUGUGUACAGUGAUUCAGAAUUCAGGGCCCAAGAGGGUAAAAUUGAUCAACAAAUGGCAUUAAUAACUCAACUACCUACAUCUCCUCAUUCAAUUCAGAUAACCAAGUUAACUAGACAGAUACAAUCGGAAACUGACAUUUCAUUUGAAAAAAUUUUCGAUGACAAUGGCACUAACAAAAACAAAGAAGCUCAGGAGAAAUUGCUGACUGGAAAUAACAUUCUGCAGCCCUUGACUCAGAAUUCUGUGCAGAAAAAGUCCUACAUUUCUUUCUCAAUUACAAAGCAUAUGCUCCAGAGCAUCCUGGAUUACAGCAGCAAAUACAAGCAUCACCUAAACCUUAUUUUCCAUGAAGCAGUAGGCAGCUUCAAUCCAUGGCAGAUUGCUGAAAGUCUUGCAGAGGAACUAACAGACGAAGCCCUGUUUGAUGUAGCAGCAGAGCUGCGGGAUGUUUGUGAGGAUUAUGCUGAAGCUGUAUUCACAUCAGAGUUUUUGCAGCCAGCAUAGCUUCCUGGAUUUAUCAGGACUAUCGUUGUUGUUGUUGUUGUUGUUUCAUUUCUUUGGCCAGCGUUUCAGUGGAAUGAUGUGAGCUGUUACAGGUGAAUUUUAUAUGUUUUGAUAGGUAUACACAUCCAUUUGUUUACUUCCAGUAACUUCAUCCAUUUUUGUGUGUAAGCUACUGAUGAGAAUAAAAUACUGGGAAGGGGACACUGGUUUAAGCUAUGUCAUAGACUUAGCUGCACUGUGCCUCAGUUUUCUUUCAGUUGGGAGAAUCUCACUUAAAUACCUCCCAAAGGAGUUAUGGGUUUUAGUUUAUUUCUGUCAAGAAAAUGCAUUGAAUUUUUCUGAUAGCUGUGUUGGAAGAGCAAUUCAUUAUUGAUAGAAAUCUAACACCCAGAUGAAGUGAAGAACAAAAACUGUUGGCUUUGCUCUUUGGAGCUUUAUGUGUUGUAAAAUAAAAACACUGUCUGACCACCAUAAGGAAUAUAUAUGGAUUAGUUCUUUUUAGAAUGUGUCAAUCCAAAGGAAGGAUUCCCAUGGCACAGUACUAAGAAGAGGUAAACUCUCACACUGGCUAUAGACAGAGCUUGCACUCUUAAGAGUGAAGUACUCCUGUUUGUUUUAGAAUGUCACUAAUACAUUAUGCACAGAUGAAUCCUUUCGAGAGAAGCAUGGGAUGGAAACUUCCUUUUCUUUUAAAUUCAAAUUAGCUUAAAAUAUUAUUUAAACCUUAGCACCUUAGAACUUAGUGAUCCAGCCCUACAUUCUUUAGUCUUAGCAAUUCCAUUAAAAUCAAGAACUAUGAAAUAAAUGAAAACUGUGAUUUCUGCAAUGUAGUUAAUAAUCACUCUACUAGUUUGGGUUAUGCCUGGAAUGAGCAAUAAGUAAGGUUUAUGGUACUAUUUUGGGGAGCUCAGCCCUUGAGGUAACCCAAAAAACAGUAUGACAGUUUGUAUCCUUUAAGUUUCUUUUCUAUAAUUGUGUUGCUCUCAUCAGGGUACGUUUGACCUUCUAAGACUAUUUUUAUUCCUUCUUAUUUGAACAUAUUUUAUUAAAAUAAUUGUUUUUAUUGAAGACUUUUACUGUUUUGUUUGUCUUGAAUUUUACACCAGAAGUAAUAAUGUAAAUAUUACUGAUGUAUGAUUUUGUGUAAUUUCUUAAAUUAUAAACACCAUUUAUGUAGUCGUAUAAUAAGUCUAAUUUAAAAUAAAAAAUACUAAGACGUAGUGUCUGUAUCUGCAUGUAUGCUCAUGGAAGUAUUGUCAAGAUAUUCUGUUUCUGAAUAAACAGUGUGUCUUUCAUAGGA
Molecule: messenger RNA, 4593 nt
Organism: Lagopus leucura (white-tailed ptarmigan)
Lineage: Eukaryota; Metazoa; Chordata; Aves; Galliformes; Phasianidae
Product: KIAA0753 ortholog
Exons: 17
Coding region: 618-3293 (891 amino acids)
Biological process (GO): centriole replication; protein localization to centrosome
Cellular component (GO): centriolar satellite
Source: RefSeq, a predicted model, not a curated record